CCCCCUGUCUUCCUGCUGAUGCUGACAAGAUGGCGGCAGAGAGCGGAGUGUUGUCUUAUACCGUGAACAAGUGGAGCUCUUUCUCCUCUAGUUAUCUUCCAGAGAACAUUUUAGUUGACAAACCUAAUGAUCAAUCUUCACGGUGGUCUUCAGAGAGCAACUACCCUCCGCAGUUUCUGAUACUGAAAGUUGAAAGGCCAGCAAUUGUACAAAGCAUCACCUUUGGGAAAUACGAGAAGACACAUGUCUGUAACUUGAAGAAGUUUAAGGUCUUUGGUGGAAUGAAUGAAGAAAACAUGACCGAACUUCUCUCUAGUGGCCUGAAAAACGAUUACAACAAGGAGACCUUCACAUUGAAGCAUAAAAUUGACGAACAGAUGUUCCCCUGUCGUUUCAUUAAAAUAGUGCCUCUAUUGUCAUGGGGUCCGAGUUUUAAUUUUAGUAUUUGGUAUGUUGAAAUCAACGGCAUUGACGAUCCUGAGGUUGUACAGCCUUGUCUUCAUUGGUACAGCAAGUACCGUGAACAGGAAGCCAUUCGCCUUUGUCUGAAGCAUUUCCGGCAGCACAACUAUACAGAAGCUUUUGAGUCCUUACAGAAGAAAACCAAAAUAGCUUUAGAGCACCCGAUGCUAACGGAGCUGCAUGACAAGCUAGUACUGAAAGGAGACUUUGACGCCAGCGAGGAGCUCAUUGAAAAAGCUGUAAAUGAUGGGCUAUUCAGCCAGUACAUCAGUCAGCAAGAAUACAAACCACAAUGGAACCAAAUAAUUCCUAAAUGCAUUAAAGGUGAUAGCGAAGACAGCCGUCCAGGAAUGAGAGGAGGACAUCAGAUGGUCAUAGAUGUUCAGUCUGAAACUGUAUAUUUAUUCGGAGGCUGGGAUGGCACGCAGGAUCUUGCUGACUUCUGGGCAUACAGUGUGAGAGAAAAUCAAUGGAUUUGUAUUUCUAGAGACACAGAGAAAGAGAAUGGUCCCAGUGCCAGAUCUUGUCACAAGAUGUGCAUUGACUCUCAGCGGAGGCAGAUCUACACUUUAGGCAGAUACCUGGACUCAUCUGUGCGAAACAGCAAGUCCUUGAAAAGUGACUUCUAUCGAUACGACAUUGACACCAACACCUGGUCUUUAUUAAGUGACGACACUGCGGCUGAUGGAGGGCCAAAGCUGGUAUUUGAUCACCAGAUGUGUAUGGAUUCAGAAAAGCACAUGAUCUACACCUUUGGAGGCCGAAUCCUUACUUGCAAUGGCAAUGUGGAUGACAGCAGAGCCAAUGAACCCCAGUUUAGUGGACUUUUUGCUUUUGACUGCCAUACUCGAACCUGGAAACUUCUGCGAGAAGACUCUUGCAAUGCUGGACCUGAAGAUAUACAGUCCAGGAUAGGGCACUGCAUGCUUUUCCACUCUAAAAACCGCUGCUUAUAUGUGUUUGGUGGACAAAGAUCAAAGACCUAUUUGAAUGACUUCUUCAGCUAUGAUGUAGACAAUGACCAUGUGGAAAUUAUAUCUGAUGGCACCAAGAAGGAUUCUGGUAUGGUGCCAAUGACGGGCUUCACUCAGAGAGCUACCAUUGACCCAGAGUUAAAUGAAAUCCACGUUUUGUCAGGCCUGAGUAAAGAUAAAGAAAAGCGUGAAGAGAAUGUCAGAAAUUCCUUCUGGAUUUAUGAUAUUGUUCGAAAUAGCUGGUCGUGUGUGUAUAAGAAUGAUCAAGCGUCAAAAGAAAAUCCAAACAAAAGCCUUCAAGAGGAGGAGCCCUGUCCUAGAUUUGCACACCAGUUGGUUUAUGAUGAGCUGCACAAGGUUCAUUACCUCUUUGGAGGAAAUCCAGGAAAAUCCUGCUCUCCAAAAAUGCGAUUAGAUGACUUCUGGUCACUGAAGUUGUGUCGGCCUUCCAAAGAGUACUUGUUGAGACACUGUAAAUACCUCAUUAGAAAACACAGGUUUGAAGAAAGAGCUCAGACAGAGCCUCUCAGUGCAUUAAAGUACCUGCAGAAUGAUUUAUUUGUCACUGUGGAUCAUUCAGACCCUGAAGAGACGAAAGAGUUUCAGCUUCUUCCAUCUGCACUAUUUAAGGCUAACAAAGAUUUCACCCCUUUGGGCUUCUCGGAUGUUGACCACACAUACGCUCGGAGAACACAACUUUUUGAUACACUUGUCAACUUCUUCCCAGACAGUAUGACACCACCUAAAGGCAAUUUGGUUGAUCUUAUUACACUGUGAAGAACUCGCUAAAAAGGAGCUGAACAAAAACUGUUAAUUGCUAUAUGUAUAAUUGGAACUGAAGUUGAAAUACAACAUGUGCACAUCAGAGUGAACAUUAUGUAAUGAAAAAAAUCCUAUUUCUAUAACGUUAGGGUCUCCUUGCUGCUUGAGGAUUUAUUUCCAGCGAUUGUUUCCAUUUGAUUUCAUCUCCCUGUUUUUGAGAUGCCUAAAUAUAAGGUAGCCGCUUAUUUUCCUUCCCUUAUUUAAAUACUUUUCCUCUCCCUAAAAGAUUUCUAUUUAGGGGUGACGUGUUAGCCUUUGUUAUUUUCGUUAACAAUAAGAGGAUUGCCCCCUGUGUUAUAAUUUUUCUUGGUGAAUGAGGGGGCUUUGGUGUAUGUUACAAUAACAUGGAAAUGAAGCAUAAGCGCAAAGAGGAUUACAAGAAGGAAGACCUCCUGUACAGCUACUGUAUCUUCUGUAUAAAGAUUGUGAAUAUAAAUAUAAUUUUCUUUUUUAGUUUUUGAGUUUUCACAGCCUUUACUUUGAAUAUAAGAUAGUAGCUUGUAAGAAACUGAGUUAUAAGCCAAAUGUAACAGCAGUCAUUGUGUUAUACUUUGAGUUGCAGAACACAGGGGAAGAUUUGAGAUUUGUUUUUUCCCCAUAGCAAGCAGUCACGGCGCAGCGUUCAUUUCAUUUUCUGCUCUCGAAAAUGAAAACUGUGCUGUGAUUGGUGGCUAUGGGCAACCAAGACAGUUUUCAUAACUCUGCCCCAUAGUGCUUAUUUAUUCAUAGUCUAUGUAUAUUGAGCACAUAACCUUCCAGUUCUUGUUUUGGGAUAGAAAGUGGAAGGGCAAGCUGUUGAAAUAGUCUGAACAAGGCUUGUAGUCUGCACCAUUUACUUAGAAUUCAUGCAUGAAAAGUAUUAAAGCCACAUGCUUCGAUGAAACGUGACGUUAUGGCCUGUAGAUGAGUAAUGACACUUAGAGGUUCUUUACCAAUGGUCUAUGAUCACUGAAGGAAAUGAAAUAUUGUGAGGCGGCUCCCCAGAACACCCUGAUCAAAUGGAAAUGCUAGGACAUUUUUGUACACCUGUCCUAAAGCAUAGCUCUAGACUUGCCAUGUGAAAUCCUGUCACUUGUUCCUUAGCAGUAGUCGAAUGUGUAGUUUGUUGCUAAGAAGCAAGUGAGAAUUUAAGGUAGAGUAUGGGAAAUCUCAAGACCACCCUAUACUCAAAUACUAAUGUAUCAGAACAGAAGUGUUUCAUAGAUAAUUGCUUUGCUGCCGACGUGAAGACCACGUUUUGUAGGAGCCUUUUUCAUACAUUGUGGGAUGCAUCUUGUAAUUGUUUUCUACGAGUCUUGGAUAUUCUGGACUGCUACUUAAGAGAAGAGCAUUUCUGUCAUAGAGGGGACGCUGUGUCACCCACUGAAGGAAGAGAGAGGCUGGCCAUUAGAUUGUGAGCUUUCUGCAGGGUCAGCUAACCAUCUAAUGUGUACAUAGGCUCCUCUGACAGGGCUAUAGGCGUGUUGGUUUCGAUAUGCCCGAUCAUUUGUUCUGAGGGAGCCAGCCUCUCUUCCCAUGGAAAACAUAUGCCUACCUGGCCCAGCAUGCAUGUGCAAGUGUACGGACAGCUUUAGAUUUUGUAGUGUACUACUUAGACCUUUAUAUGUUUAAAAAUCUACAAGGCCAAAACAAUCCAGACUGGCUUUCAUUUUGCUACCAACUUUUCCAAUUACAGUUUGAAUUGUCCGGGGGGGCCAUUGCAUUCCCUUGUUAAUGAGUGUCAUGUAAUGUGGACAUAAAACCAUGGCAAAACAAGUAAUGACGUUCUGGUCUAGUCCUUAUUCACACCACUGUGUAUCUCCUCCAUAUUAACACUAAAUACAAAAAUGGACCAAAUCACACACGGUCCAUGUUUCAGAGUAUGCAGAUGUAAUAGAAGUCAUAUUCUCCUUCUCGAUCUAUAUUUUUAGGGUCAUUAAUCUGUUCUUGAUGUGUAUUUGGACCUGAAAGAUAGUGUUUUGAUGGGGGUGCGCUACAUAUUGAUAAAGACCCAG
Bufo bufo (common toad) is the source of this 4252-nucleotide messenger RNA. It is a transcript of the gene MKLN1, whose product is annotated as muskelin 1. Gene Ontology annotation, molecular function: protein binding. The record is from RefSeq and is a predicted model, not a curated record. NCBI's taxonomy places the organism in Eukaryota, Metazoa, Chordata, Amphibia, Anura, Bufonidae. Bases 30 to 2213 code for a protein of 727 amino acids. Gene Ontology annotation, cellular component: cytoplasm. The transcript has 18 exons.